UUGUAUGCCCAGAGUCUGAAGGGUUUCGAACGAAGAAGAAGCAAAUUGUCUACAACUAAUGUUUUGUGUGUGAAUUGGAAUUUUGUCUUAACGUGUGUUUAAGAUUUAUUUCUCUUGGUAGGUCGUAAGUAUUCGCGGUCGGUUGACUGUUCUUCCUUUAAACAGCCCUCUGCUCCGUCGUGUUGUUUACCUUCUGCCAUCGGAGAGCUACGCAGUUAGCACAGCUAGCCGCUAGCUGAGCUAGCUAACCGCCGUCCAGCUUCCAGAAGUCUGCGGCGAAAUGGCGGCCAACACGGCACAGGCAACUCCAGCGACUACCUGGUCUUAUGGUGCUGGUGCCGACAGCCAGGUUCAUGAGAAUCCAGAGUGGGAAAAGGCAAGACAAGCGCUGGCAUCAAUCAACAAGAGUCAGAACUCUGCUAACACCACACAAGCCAAUCGGACCCAAGUAGAGGCGGGCCAAUUCCAGCCAGCAGCAGGUGACUCGGCUGCUAUGCAGCAGCAGCAGCAGUUCUAUCCAUGGUACCAACAAACUCAACAGCACUACCCUGGAUAUACUUACCCCUAUAAUUACUACUACCCCAUGGCUCCAUAUGGCGGUGCAUAUCAACCAAAUCAGUACGGUGUGCCUCCAGGGUCAUACACAGGAACAACUAACUCGAAUGGACAGCCUCCCCCAGUGCCUGGAAUGGAAGACCAGUCCUCCUCUUACCCUUCCCAACCUCAGCCUCCUCCCCCUGCUACUCCUCAGCCCCCUCAAAGCCCCACCACCUCAGAGAACCCCCCUCCCCCUCCACCCCCACCAAUCCCUCCACCCCCAAACUCCCAGUACCCCCCUCCCCCUUCACAAAAUGCGUACAAUGCAAACAACACUAUGCCGUACCCACCUGGUGACCCCAACCAAAUGCAAGUCUACAACCAUUCCCAGGCCAGGCCCAACUACGGCCAAAGCUUCCAGGCCCAGAACGCCUACCAGCCCGGUCAGAAUAACUCCCAGCAGCAGCCUGUGGGUCAGUACGGCUCUGGCCUGGGCAGAGGAGAGGCUAAGAACAAAAACCAGAAACAAGGACAGCAGCUCUGGCACCGCAUGAAACAAGCACCCGGGACUGCUGCUGUGAAAUUCAACAUCAACAAGAGGCCCUAUCAGGUCCAAUGCUCGUCAAUGUCAAACCAGCCUUUUGCUCCUGGGGAGCCUUCAGGACAGAACCCCACACCUUCCUCACCAGCUACAGCCAGUGCUGCACCUGGAGGAGCUCAGACCAGACCCCAGGACUGGCCCCAAGCCAUGAAGGAAUAUGUGCAGCGGUGUUUCACAGCCUGUGAGACAGAAGAAGACAAAGAUCGCACAGAGAAGGUGUUGAAGGAAGUCCUGCAGGACCGCUUAAAAGAUGGCUCAGCCUACACCAUUGAUUGGACACGGGAGCCUUUACCAGAACUGAAGGUUAAGCAGUCUCGUUGGGAAGCUGUCACACCCCAGCGGUCCUCGGAUGGCUCAGUCGGCCGUGGUGGAAGCACAGCUGCAUCGGCGUCGAGAGGCCGCGGUAGCGGACACAGACUGGGUCACUACAGGAAUAUCUUCUCUCAGAGGAGCCCGUCGUCCAGUUCAUCCCGAUCCUCCUCCCGCUCGCCGUCGCCCUCACACAACCGCUACAGGGACCGCAGCAACCAAAGGCACCGACGCAGUGAUUCGGGUUCGCAGUCGGACAGCAGCAUCUCCAGUGACCUGCGGUCUCAGCUGUCGAGGCGAAGUCAGAAAGGAGGACGGGGCCGUGGCAAUGACAGGGAGAGAGGGCGCGGCGGUGGAGAGAGAGGGCGAGGAAGAGGAGGAAAGGCCAACAGAGGAAGACGGGGCGUGGACGAUGGAAAUCCAACAUCUGGAAAGAAGAGGAAAGGUGGAAAUGCCGGGCUGGACUUCCACGACCCCAACAAAGAAGCGAAGAAGCAGAGCCGAGCAGCUCGCUUCCAGAAGCAGCUUCGCUCAGAGCCUCUCGUCCUCUCCAUCAAUACCCUGGACCUGCCUGACGCAACGCAGGAGGGCAUCAGUUGGGAGGACUGUCCCAUUGUGGGGACGUGUCAGGACAUUACCAAGCCCUAUCUGAGGCUGACCUGCGCUCCCGACCCCUCCACUGUGCGGCCCGUUCAUGUCCUCAGAAAGUCCAUGCAGGUCGUGAAAGCCCACUGGAAAACCAACCAGGAUUAUCUGUACGCCUGUGAACAGAUGAAGUCUAUACGCCAGGACCUUACGGUCCAAGGAGUUCGUACUGACUUCACAGUGGAAGUGUACGAGUGUCAUGCCCGCAUUGCUUUGGAAAAGGGAGACCAUGAAGAGUUUAACCAGUGUCAGACGCAGCUGAAGGCUCUUUAUAAGGACAACCCCUCAGAGAACAUCGGAGAGUUCACAGCAUAUAGACUGCUGUAUUACAUCUUCACUAAAAACUCUGGAGACCUGACCACCGAGUUGGUGUACCUGACCCCAGCGCUGCGGGCAGACGAGUGUGUGGCUCAUGCGCUGGCACUCCGUGCUGCCUGGGCUUUAGGAAACUAUCACCGGUUCUUUAAGCUGUACCUGGAAGCGCCGCGGAUGGCUUCAUAUCUCAUUGACAAGUUUGUAGAGAGAGAAAGAAAGAUUGCACUCCGGGCCAUGGUCAAAACGUUCAGGCCUGACCUGCCAGUGCAGCAUGUGCAGUCUGCUCUGGGCUUCACAUGUUUAGACUCCUGUAUGGCCUUCCUUGCUGGCCUAGGUGUCACAUUCUUCCCCUCUGAUCCCCAAAAGAUAGACUGCAAAACCAGCACAGCCGCUCUGGCUGCCUCAUGAGGGCGGGGCGGGGGCCAGGGCAGCACACGGGGUGGGCGGGGGGGGGGGAGAUGAUAGUUGAAGUUUAUUAACUAUAGUUUAUUUAAUGCACUGCACUUCAGACACCUCAGCCAGGUCAAAUCGAAAAGCCUCAUGAGUGUCAGAUGUAUUUUUAUGGCAGACAGAAGAAGAGAAGAACUGUUCUAGAGAUAACUCAGAAUAUGCACACACACUUUGACACAGAUACAGGUUCACCAGAUCAGACCGUGCUACAUUCAGGACGCAAGAAAAGUGAGUUUCAGCAUAGAAUCAUGCACUUUCAGCCUUUAGAGUCCAGAGUCAGCGGUCAGUGAGGCGCUCACCUUCAUGGUUCCUAUUCCUUAACCAGCACUAGUUUUCAAAGCUAACAGUGUUCUGUUAUGUUUUUUUUCCUUCCUCAAGUCAACAGCUCAAAGCCCUGAAGACUCAAGUCUUACAGUAUGAAGGGAAAUGCAAACGGAUCCAGCUCUUCACUGCUCGAAUCUCGGUCAAACAAAGCAUUGUGACCUCGAGCUCUUAAAGACUGUAAGAAGACGCCUGCAGCCUGUCUAAAGAAGAGGAGGUGGUUUGUAUGUCCUGCCCCUAGUGCCGUUCUGCAGAGUAUCUCCAGCUGGCAGUUGUUCCCAUGUGGAAGAGUUGGACUGAGGUCAAAAGUCUUGUUCCUGGUGCAUUGUUCACCCGCUGGUUAUGAAAUUCCUGGGAGGAAGUGUCCGCCUGAUGAGAAUGGACUGUACGGUGAAGGAUGCAAGCAAGUUUUUUUUUUUUUUUUUUUUUAAAUGUCAAGAUGAGUUUCUCACGCCGUCGUCACCUGGAAGUGAUUCAUCUCCUGAAUCGGUGUAGCUGCAGCCAAGAGGAAACGUGCCUCCGUCGUCAUCUGCCGGAGUUCCUGUGAGCAUCCGGAGUCCUGCUCACCCCGACAACAGCAGCAGCAGCAGCGGUGGCGGCGGUGGUGAAAGUCGUCCUCACCUCACCGGCUUUUCAUUCGAAAGAGGAAAAAUGGCAGAGCUGUCGUCUCCAAACACGGCCGGAGCCUCCGAAGGAAACCCGGGGCUUUUCAAGAAGGUGGUUUGUAUGCUGCGUCUGGGUCCGAGUCUGCAAGGCUGGUAAGAGAAGAACUGCAGGAGGCGGCGACGACGGCGCCGCAGAGAUGUUUCCUCCCGUGUCUUCUGUGUUGAUGUGUUCUGUCUUGUGAUGAUUGGACCAGCAGUAUUGGUUUUUCUUUUGCCCAAAAGAAGAAAAACGUCUGCUAUCAGGGCUUCAUGCAAAUUUCGGACAAUUGAAUGAAUGUCUCAAAUUUGACAGUAUCUGAAAAUGCCAAAAGUGGAGUCGGUGAAACACCAGAUGUUUAAAUGCACCCGGGCAUUCUUCUGUCUGCAGGACGGACAACACAGUAUUGAAACUAAACCCUAACUUUAAAAAUCACAUCAGCCAAGUGCAAAAUACUCUAAUGCCCACUAUUUUUGUAAAUUUGAAAGUCUUCACCUUAAAGCUGAACUUGUGACCUGAUUUGUUCAGUGAGCCACCUUAAAUGUAAAACUGUCAAGCUUGAAAUCUGAAAUACUGAUUGGCUUUUGUGUCCUAAACAGCCAGAUUGGUGAUGAUUGGAGUUUAUAUUUGAUAGUGGUAUUUCCCCUCAGUAAUUUGGAGCAGGUCUUGUUUCAAGCUGUGGCUCUGGUUAUCAGAGCAGAGACGGAUUCAGCGGUGCUCUAUUAUUCACCUUUACUCAAAAGGACCUUCAAAUUUCUGUAUAUACUGUAUGAUAUUGCUGUGGCCAUUAAUUUUGCAUUAUUGCUUAGUGGAGGUUUCUUUUCUUUUUGUUCACACGGGUAAGUGUGAAGUUUAUUUUGAGGAUUUUUACAUUGGCAGAGCAUUUAUGUAAAGUCAGAUGCCGACAGGUCUGGAUUGGAUUCUGUGCUGUCUGUCACCUCCACCAUCACACUCGGCGCAGAGGAGUUGCUAAAUGCCAGUGAGAGCAGCCCGAGGACAUCGGCGCAGGCCGCGAAACCACGAUCAGACUUCAUUAACCUGAAUAAUUGUUAAAGUUGUCCCUUCAGGCGGUGCGUCACAUCUGUCUCACUUUGUUGGCUAAUUGGUUCACGCUGUGCUUGUAUACAUUCUGUAUGCAACGUUGCCGUCCUCCACAACAAAUUAGUCUCAAGUUGGCAGAUUGCAUUUCUGAACUUGACUCAGUGGUUUGUUCUUGAAGCAGACAUCUUGCGAUGGCAAUGAUCUCAACAUGUUUCCUUUUUCUCCCCUCUUCAUCUUCCCCUCCUCGCCCCCUGUCCUCUGACGCUCCCUCCCUCCCUCCCUCCACUCCCCGAUCCUCUCUCCCACACACCACCAGACGUCUCAUCCUUCAGCUGCUAGCACUGCUGCAUUGCAGGAGUACGGAGUGGUGAUAAGUGGGCGAACCUCCUCCAGACGUCUGCCGGAGAGAGAGAGAGCAUUGUGAGCAAAUCCAAGUCUUGGUUUGACCCACUCGAGUUGAAGCCGUACAGCUGAUAGAAUCAAUGGGAGCCUCACAUAAUGAAAUGUGAAGAAUGUUGAUCUGCUGCGAAUGUGAUUUGCUGCUAACCCAAAUAUUUGAAAAUGUUUUUUUUUUUUUUUGUUUUUUUUUUUUGUCUGCAACCUGUUGCAAGUUUUCAUGCCAAAGCUUGAUAAUUGACAAAGUCACCAUGUAAUGUCUUUUCUGUUUGUCCAGAUGCAUUUUUACCCACAGCUCUCUGCUCGUUAGUUCCGUCUCACGUCUCAUCGUUCUGAAUUCGACCGCUCACCUCAGUUACAAAAUUGGAGCUUCCUGUUGAGGACAUUAUCCCUCAGCGUCAAAAUGCAUCUGGACACACAGGACAUGCUGUUAUCUUUGAACCCCUCAGCCACAAUCAGUCCGUUUUUUUUUUAAAGUAUUCAGUAUUUUUGAGGCAUGCUGGCGUGUGCUCCCAUGCUGCCAUUUACUUUUCCGUGUGAUGAACUUCAACAGUUGAGCCGUGCUGUCGGAACUCUGCGGAGGGUUAAAUUGUGUACACGUGAUGUCUCAGGUUUUCAGAGCUGAUAUAGUCCAGGUCUUUUUUUCCCCCCCUCCCAUUUUGUUUUUUUUUUUUUUGAAGAACAAAAUUCACCUCGAGGCGACUAACAGAACAUAUUUUCAUUUAGUUUCUUUUGUUUUCCUCCGGUUCCUGAGUCAUGGUUUCUGUAUUUUGCUCCCAUGUUGCUGUUAUACCUCCAUCAGUCUUUGUAACUCCUCCCUUGAUAUGACACUGGAUGAACUCCCACCUCCCUCCAGUCCUCCAUCUAUCUUCAUUUCUUUCUCUCUAGUCAUAGCUUAGAUUCCCCCCUUUCACUGCUCUCACUUCUGUUCUUCCUCCUCCAUGCAUGACCCCCCCCCCCCCCCCCCCCCCCCACUGGUAUUUCUCUCCUCAUGCUCACCUCCUCCCUUUCUGUUCAGUAUGUUUGUGACUGUUUGCUGUGUGCAGCGGUUCACUCACUAGUAAGUAUUGUACAGCGUCUGCAGUGCUUUCAUAGUUUAUGUUGCGGCUCACUAACACCUGAAGACCUUUCCUUUCUACGAUCACCCCUCCCUCCCCCACCCCCCACCCCCCACCCC
Messenger RNA from Salarias fasciatus (jewelled blenny), 6434 nucleotides. It is a transcript of the gene leng8, whose product is annotated as leukocyte receptor cluster (LRC) member 8. The record is from RefSeq and is a predicted model, not a curated record. The transcript is spliced from 15 exons. Lineage: Eukaryota; Metazoa; Chordata; Actinopteri; Blenniiformes; Blenniidae. The coding region runs from base 281 to 2815 and encodes 844 amino acids. Gene Ontology annotation, cellular component: nucleus.